Molecule: messenger RNA, 480 nt
Organism: Rotaria sp. Silwood1
Lineage: Eukaryota; Metazoa; Rotifera; Eurotatoria; Philodinida; Philodinidae
Source: the annotation of a GenBank genome assembly
AUGUCGGAUUCCGAUGAAAUCCGAAGCGGAUCCGAUCGUUUUCGAUCGAAUCUACAGAAUUCUAAUAUAACGACAUCAUUUCCAUCUGAUAUAUUAGAUGAAACUUCAUCAACAUAUCCAUCUGAUGAUACUGUAAAUAAUAUCAAUUCAUCACAAACAUUAAAUUCAUUAUCACCAACAUCAGAUAAUAUUCUUUCUAAUGAUUUAACAAAUCAACAAUCAGAAUAUUGGUAUAAUGAACGACAUAAACAAAUAGAACAAAAACAACAAAUAAUAAAAAUUGAAGAAAAUAAUUUACGUACAUUUGGAUUAGAAAAAAGUACUAAAACAUCAUGUGAUUGGUCAAAAGUUAUAAAUUUACUUGAUUUUACUGAUGAAAAACAAUAUUCAAAAUCAAAACAAGAUUUAACACGUAUGAAAUCAUGUAUUUUUAAUGCAAAACGUAUAAGUGAUAGUAAAAAAUUAGAAAACGGUAUUUAA